Molecule: messenger RNA, 6648 nt
Organism: Ctenopharyngodon idella (grass carp)
Lineage: Eukaryota; Metazoa; Chordata; Actinopteri; Cypriniformes; Xenocyprididae
Gene: elnb
Product: elastin b
Exons: 58
Coding region: 13-5586 (1857 amino acids)
Molecular function (GO): extracellular matrix structural constituent
Source: RefSeq, a predicted model, not a curated record
CAUGGGUGUGCAAUGAUUUGCUUUUGGGGGAUAAAACCCACAGUUUGGGAGUGGAGAGGGAUAUUACAGAGCAGGAUGGCCCGAAGUAAGGUACCUCUGCUCUUGCAUGGAUUUCUCCUGCUGGUUCUGUGUAGACCCUCCCUUCAAGGAGGAAUCUACAUACCAGCUGGUGCAGGGGGAGGAGCAGGAGCUGGAUUAGGGGCUGGUGUUGGAACUGGAGCUGGACUUGGAACCAGCACUGGAACUGGUCCAGGAGGUGGAUUUGGUCCUGGAAUCGGAGGUGUUGGGCCAGGAGUUGGUCCUGGAGGAGUUGGAACAGGGUUAGGUCUAGGUGCUGGUCCUGGUGGACUUGGAACAGGGCCAGGAAUUGGCAUCAGACCUGGAACUGGGCCAUUUGUCAAGCCACCUAAAACAGGAGGAUAUCUACCAGGAAUUGGACCAGGUGGUACAGGUGUUGGUCCUGGAGCUGGAUCACUUGCACCUGGAGGAGUUGGUCCUGCUGGUAUUGGACCAGUAGGCAUUGGACCUGGUGGCAUAAGUCCUGGUGGCAUAGGUCCAGGAGGCAUUGGACCUGGCGGCAUAGGUCCUGGCAUUGGAGCCGUGGGAACUAGACCAGGAGGUGUCAUACCUGGAGGCACUGGCCCUGGUGCUGGUGAUGGAACUGGAGGCCUUGGAGCAGGUGUAGGUGCUGGUGGCAAACCCCCUAAACCUGGUUAUGGGGGUAUUCCAGGCACUCUUGGAGCUGGAAGUCUUGGUGGUGCUGGUGGUCUUGGAGGCCUUGGACUGAGGCCAGGGGGUGCUGGCCUUGGUGGUUUAUUACCUGGUGGCUUUGGUGUUGGUCCAGGGGCUGGUGGCAUUGGCACAGGAGUACCUGGACAAGGAGUUGGUUUGGGCACUGGUGUGGGAGGGCUUGGCCCUGGUGGAGUUGGUCCAGGAGGUGCUGGAAUAGGUGUGGGAGGAAAACCCCCCAAAACAGGUUAUGGAGGUCUUGGUGGCAUUGGACAAAGUGGCAUUUUUCCUGGUGGAGUUGGACCAGGUGGCAUUGUCCCAGGUGGUGUUGGAUCAGGUGGCAUUGUGCCUGGUGGUACUGGCCAAGGUGGCAUUUUUCCUGGUGGUGUUGGAACAGGUGGCGUUGGACCAGGUGUCUUUGGUCCUGGAGCAGGCAGAAAUCCUGGGAAACCAGGUUAUAGUGGGCCUGGGGGUUUUGGUGGUGGACCGUUUGGAACAGGAAGUCUUGGACCACUUACACCUGGAGGUGCUGGAACAGGCUACCCAUCAGGUGGCAGCUAUGGUGGAUACGGUGGGCCUGGAGGUCUUUAUCCUGGAGCUGGGACAGCUGGCCAGAAGCCACCAAAACCAGGAAUUGGACCUGGUGGUGCAGGAAUUGGUCCAGGCGGUGCAGGAUUUGGACCUGGUGGUGCAGGAGUUCGGCCUGGAGGUGUAGGAAUUGGAAUAGGGGGUGUAGGAAUUGGUCCAGGUGGCACUGGGAUUGGACCAGGUGGGACAGGUAUUGGACCAGGUGGGACAGGUAUUGGACCAGGUGCCACAGGACUUGGUCCAGGUGGAGCAGGAGUUGGUCCUGGAGGUGUAGGAAUUGGACCUAGUGGCACUGGAAAUGGAAUUGAAGGAGUAGGAGUUGCGCCUGGUGGAGCACCUUUUCUCCCCCAAACUGGAUUACCUGGAACUGGGACAGGCACUGGGGGCAAAGUCGGAAAGACUGGGAAGGCACCAGUGCCAGGUGUUGGGAUCCCUGGGUUAUACCAAGGGGGUAUUGUUCCUGGACAAGGCUUUGGCAGUAGAGGCAUUCUGCCAGGUGUAGCCACAGGAUCUCAAACUGGGCAGCUUGGUCAAGGUGCAGUUGGAGCCAAUGGAGGCCGUGGAGGUUUUGGUCAACAAAUACCAGGCGUGUUCGGUGGAUAUCCUCUUAUAUCACCUAAGUCUGGAGGCACAAGCGCUGCAAAGUCUCAGGCUAAAGCUGCCAAGUAUGGGGCUGGUGGUGUUCCUGGUCUAGGUGGUGGACUUGGUGUGGGAGGUGUACCUGGUGCAGGAGGUCUGCCAGGAAUAGGUGGUGUUCCAGGUGCAGCUGGUAUACCAGGCAUUGGUGGUAUUCCUGGCCUAGGUGGUGGGCUUGGUGUAGGAGGUGUACCUGGUGCAGGUGGUAUACCAGGCACUGGAGUCAUCCCUGGAACUGGUGGUGCAACUCCUGGUGUUCUAUAUCCGGGAGCUGGUGGUGUCUAUCCUGGAGGAGCUGGGGCAAAAGCCCGGAAAUAUGCUUCAGGGAUAGGGACUGGUGGACUUCCUGGUUCUGGUUUGGGAGUGGGUGGUCUUGGAGCGGGAGGACUUCCUGGUUCUGGCUUGGGAGUGGGUGGCCUCGGAGCUGGAGGAGUUCCUAGUUCUGGUUUGGGCGUGGGCGGCCUUGGAACUGGUUUGGGUGGUCUUGGUGGACCCCUUGGUUCUGGUUUAGGAGCUGGUGGACUCCCCGGACCUGGAGUUGGUACUGAAGGAUAUGCUGCGGCCAAAGCAAGAAAAUAUGCUCAACUUGGACGUCAGGGUGGGACUUUGGGUACUGGAGGAUUACCAGGUGGAGCAGCUGGUGUGUCUGGUGUUGGACUUGGUGGAGUACCUGAUGGAGGUCUUGGGACUGGUGGACUUGGAACUGGUGGGCUACCUGGAGGUGGACUUGGUGGAUUACCUGGUGGAGGAGCUGGUGGACUGUCUGGUGGUGGAGUUGGUGGUCUUCCUAGCGGUGGUUCUUUAGGACUCCCUGGCUCUGGAACUGGAUAUGCAGAGGCAAAAGCUCGUAAAUAUGGUUUACUUGGUGGAGGUGCUGGUUUAGGCCCAGGCACUGGAUUAGCUGCAGGUAUUCCAGGAAGAUUACCAGGUACUGGUGUCGGACCAGGUGGGGCAGGGAGCAUACCAGGAACUGGAGUUGGACAAGGAGGCAUCCCUGGUGUGGGUUACGGUCCAGGAGGUGUACCCGGUGGUGGCUUUGGACCUGGGAGUGUUCCCGGAAGUGCAUUUGGACCUGGAGAAUACGCUAGGGCCAAAGCUCGCAAAUAUGGGGUUACUGGUGGAGCUGGUGGAAUGGGAUUGCCUGGAGGAUUAGGAGGGUCACUUGGUAGUGGAACAGUUCCGGGUGUUGGAGCUGGAGGAGGAACACUAAGUGCUGGAAUUGGACCAGGAGGGGCACCAAUUGGUGGUUAUGGAACUGGAGGAGUACCUGCAGGUGGUUAUGGGCCAGGAGGAGUACCUGCUGAAGGAUAUGGACCUGGCUCUGGCGCCUAUCCAGGUGGACCAAAAGCCCUAAAAUAUGGUCCUGGUGGGAGUGGAGGGGCUCCAGGACUUGGUCUGCAGGGUCAGAUAGGAACCAGUCCAGCAGGAGGAUUUGGUACAGGGGCAAGGCCAGUUGGUGGUUAUGGUCCAGGGAUUAUAGGAGGUCCUGGGUCUGGAUUUGCUGGAGCAGCACUGCCUGGUGCUGUUGGAGCAGGAAGCAGAGGAGGGCUUGGACCUGGGUAUGGAACAGGUGCUGGAGGAUAUGGACCUGGAUCAAAAGCAGCUAAAUAUGGUUUACCUGGUUCUGGAAGUGUCUUAGGAGCAGGAGGUAUACCAGGAGCUGGAACAGGAGUGGCAGGAGGACCUGGAGUUCUGCCUGGAGGGCUUGGGGUUGGUCUUGGGACUGGUGUUGGAUAUGGGGGGUAUGGAGGGUAUGGAGGAGCACAAAAACUACCUAAAUAUGGACAACCAGCUGGUGGGGUUGGAAGUGUGUUGGGUGGGUCGGUACCAGCAACUGGUGGAACUGGGGCCACAGGUACUGGAGUUGGAACUGGUGGUGUAGGUGGGGCUGGAGGUAUACAAGAUUCAGGAACCAAGCAAGACAAAUAUGGGGUACCAGGCAUCAUAGGAGGACCAACAAUUCCAGGUAGUACAGCUGCUACUGGCACAGAUCAUGGAGCAGGUCCUAAACCUGGAAUUGAUGGAGUGAUCGGCAGUCCUUAUGGUGGAACUCGAGGUCAAGGUCAAGCAGGUGGAACAAAAGCUCCCAAGACUGAAUCUGGAGGACCAAUAGAGGGAUCAGGUGUUACUGGUGGGCCCAUUGAUGCUGAUGGGCUUGAUGGAGCUGCUGGGACAAGAACACCCAUCUUAGCUGGAGAAAGACCAGGUGUGUCUGGAGCUGCUCCAGGUGGAACAGGAUCGCCACGACCAGAGAGAGUUGGUGAUAUUGGAACAUUACCGGGAGCCAAACCACUAAAACCCCCAGGCAUUGGAGGUGGAGCCAUUGCUGGACGUGGAGAUACUCCAGGCACUAUUGAAGGAGGACCUGGAAGUGUAGGCAGUGGUCCAGGUGGAGUUGGUGGUGGGCCAGGUGGAGUUGGUGGAGUUGGUGGAGGACUGGGAGGGGUUGGUGGUGGACCAGGUGGAGUUGGUGGAGGACUGGGAGGAGUUGGUGGUGGGCCAGGAGGAGUUGGUGGAGUUCCAGGUGGUGUUGGUGGAGGACCAGGUGGAAUUGGUGGAGGACUGGGAGGAGUUGGUGGAGGACCGGGAGGAGAAGUUAAACCUCCUAAAGUUUAUGGUGGUACAGGUGGAACUGGAGCUCUGGGAGUUGGAGGUGUGGGUGGAAUGGGUCCAGCUGGAGUGGGAGGAGUAGGACUUCUGCCUGGAGGUGGUGGUCUGCUACCAGGAGGUGGAGCUGCAGGCACAGGAGUUGGGGCGCAGAAACCAGGCAAAAGUUAUGGUGGAGCUGGAAGUUUAGGAGCCAGUGGGAUCCUACCAGGAACCGGCCUCAGGUUCCCCAGUGGGGCUGCAGUGGGCAGCAAACAAGGGAAAGUUUAUGGGGCAGCAGGCACACUAGGUGGGCUUGGAGGCCCAGACGGAUAUGGAGCAGGACCCGGUGGCUAUGGAGGUGGUCCAGGUGGUUACGGUGGUGGCCCGGGCGGUUAUGGUGGUGGCCCAGGCAGUGCUGGUGGUCUUGGAGGGCCUGGACUAGGGCUUGGUUAUGGUCCUGGCGCAUUAAAACCACCAAAAAGCUAUGGAAGAGCUGGAACACUAGGUGGGGCUGGAAGAGGAGGAAUUGGUGGAGGUCUUGGCGGAGGUCUAGGAGUUGGACCGGGUGGUGCUGGUGGCAUUGGUGGUGGUCUAGGAGUUGGACCAGGAGGUGUUGGGGGAGGUCCUGGAGGAGUUGGAGUGGGUGGAGGGUACGGAGGUUUAGGUGGAGCUGGAGGCGUGGGGGGUCUUGGAGGAGGAGCUGGAAGCCCAGUAGGAACCGGUGGAGGUCUCAGGUACCCAGGAGGAGCAGGAACAGGGAAACCUGGUAAAUCAGGCUUUGGCACGAGUGCCUUGGGUGGUCAGGGCUAUCAGCCAGGUGGUGGAGUCCCUAGAUAUGGGACUGGUGUAGGUCCACGUGCUGGAUAUCAACAGCCAUAUCCAGGUUAUGGUGGCACUGGUGCAGGGGGACCUGGAAGUGCUCCACUUACACCUCAGCAAUCAAAAGCAGCCAAAUAUGCAGCUCUUCAAGGCUUUCUAGGUGCAGGAGGCUACAGAGGUGGCGCAGGAUGCCAAGGCAAAUACUGUGGAAGGAGGAGGAAGUGAGAAACCAGCAGAUAGAAGUGACCUCAUAAACAAGUGGUGCUACUGCCUGAUCUCAAAUGCACUUUUUUACAGUUUAAAAGUGCCUCAUAUAAUAUGUGAGAGAGAUUUGGAUUUGCAUUUUAAAGGAUUUUUUCAGCCGUAUGAUUAGAUGUGAUGUGAACCUCACAAGGCACUCUUUGCACUGCCUAACUCCCUUAAACAUUUUCUUUACAAAUUUAACAUGAUUGCUUGAUUUUUUUUUUAUCAGACAUUUCAGACAUUUUACCAUUUAAUGCUCCAUCUUAAACUGCUGCAGAUCCAGCUGUGCAUCUCUUAUGGUUUUGCUGCAGUUGCUCACUUACACACUUGUUGAAUAUUCAGACAUGUCGUCUAGGGACAUUUCGCUGCUAUUUCAGGAUGAACUUACGGUGGGGGAAAGCAGUGUCAUUUUCUGGCUAUGCAUCAAAUAGUAAAGGGAGCCUCUUCUCUUUCUAGCUGUAUGCAUAAGACUUAAUGAAUGGAUAUUUUGUCUUUUCCAGCAUCUUCAGUUUUUCAUAGUAUAGUCACACAAAGGAAUGGGAUCUAGGCAUGCAAAUUUUAGUCUUACAUGAACAAAAUGCUUGUCGUUACUGCAGUAGACAGCAUCAGUACUGAGGAUUACAAGCUGUCUUCAAAGAUACCUCAGGAACUUGAAGCAGUUUCUUUUCUAGUAUCCUGACCCUAGUAAAACAUUGUUUUUGUUUGUAUGUUUGUUUUAACAUAACUCGUAUUAAAUUAAAAUGUUGGGUUCUUAAGAGUAUCUAAGCAUUUAACCUAACUCAUUUUGGGGUUUGUAAGCAUUGUGUUUUGUGAAUGAUGUAGGCUAUCUGUGUUUGUAUAAGUGCAACUAUUCAAAUGUGACCUGAAAGUAUGAUAAAAGCAAUUCAUAGUGAAUCUUCUCUCAUUGUUUACCUUUGUUCUUCACAUUUAUGCACUUGUUACUUUUGUGAAAGUCCAACCAGUUCACAUGUUUGUAUGAACUUUAAUUUUAUUCGGGCCUUUUAUCCAUCAUUUACAUUUCUAAAAAUAAACUGUAAAACCAAA